GUCAAAAUUCCCAAAUUCCGGGGAAUCAUUCCUAUUAUAUCUUUUUGUUCAUCGUGCCGCAUCACUGGAUAUCGGAAUUCUCAUCGCCAUUUUGGCUGGGCUUUGGAAGCUUUAAAGGUCUAUUUUGGCUGCCAUUUGCUCCAAUCAACGCGUCCGGCACAGGUUCUCCUGGACCAACUGCCCUUGUUGUCGAGGAAAGGUGAGGAAAAAGGUAGGAGCUCAGUGGAUAAUAUCGCAACCUGCAGUCAAUUAUCGUCUUUUCAUCUUUACAUUGUUCCUUCGUCCCGAUUUAUUAUGCAUGGCGCCCCUUGCAGCAGCGGAUCGAGAUAGCGCGAAGCAUCCUCGUUCCCGAACGUGGGGUAAUCGAUGCAGUGUCACAGUUGACCUACGCGAUCUCAGUUAUUCGAACUUUUACAUUGCUCACUUGGUUCUAGCUACUCAAGAUGACUUCUGCCAUGGCAAAACGACUUGAAGGGAAGACGAUAGUCAUCACUGGCGCAUCCUCAGGAAUUGGUCGCGCGACAGCCUUCGAAUUCGCCCGCACUUCUAAGAAUAUACGACUUGUCUUGACGGCGCGUCGACUCGACGCACUCGAACAAGUUGCUGCGGAGAUCAACAAAGGAGUUGGAUCUGAAGUCAAGAUAUUCUGCUAUGCAAUGGAUGUUGGCAAGCCGGGAGAUGUCGAUGCUUUCGUACCCUCACUCCCCGAAGAUUUUCGAGAUAUCGACAUCCUUUUCAACAACGCUGGCCUAGCGAAAGGCGGCAUGGUUGGAAGUCCACACCUACAACGGGAGCAUAUUGAUGAGAUGUUUGCCACAAAUGUGACUGGACUCAUGAAUAUGACUCAAGCCGUUCUUCCAAUAUUUCUGGCUCGUCCAGACGGAGGCCAUGGCGAUAUCAUCAACAUGAAUAGUGUUGCUGGUCGCGAGGCGUACGUCGGUGGAAGCAUUUAUUGCGCAACAAAAGCCGCAGUUCGAAGCUACACAGAGAUCCUUCGAAAAGAACUCAUUGCUACUAGAAUACGUGUGAUUGAAAUCGCAGCUGGCCAAGUAGAGACCGAGUUCUCUGUUGUCCGAUUUGGUGGUGACAAGGCAAAAGCAGAUGCUGUGUAUGCUGGUGUUGAGCCUUGCACUCCAGAAGACAUUGUUGAAGUUGUAGUCUUUGCUGCCGGCCGAAGAGAAAAUAUGGUAUUGGCAGAUGCGUUGUUGUUUCCCAAUCACCAAGCUACCGCUACGAUCCUACAUAGGAAAACUUGAAUUUAUAGCUUGUGU
Mollisia scopiformis is the source of this 1271-nucleotide messenger RNA. Its product is annotated as NAD(P)-binding protein. The record is from RefSeq and is a predicted model, not a curated record. Gene Ontology annotation, cellular component: cytosol. The coding region runs from base 444 to 1256 and encodes 270 amino acids. Lineage: Eukaryota; Fungi; Ascomycota; Leotiomycetes; Helotiales; Mollisiaceae. The transcript is spliced from 4 exons. Gene Ontology annotation, molecular function: oxidoreductase activity.